Messenger RNA from Striga hermonthica, 1209 nucleotides. NCBI's taxonomy places the organism in Eukaryota, Viridiplantae, Streptophyta, Magnoliopsida, Lamiales, Orobanchaceae. The record is from the annotation of a GenBank genome assembly.
AUGGUUACUAAACGCACGAAACAGAAGUCUACACAAGGAGAGUCGUCUUCCCAAGCCGAGCCGGUUGAUCUACGGGCACAGUACAACGCCCCCUUCACCAUCCUCGACGAACGUGAGGGGAAAAUUUACUCCCGGCUCGCCAAGAAAGGAGGUCCUCAAGUCGAAGACGCUCGACUUCUCAUUACUUUCGGAUUUGGGCGUUUUGGAGACGGUUGAGCAGUACUUGACCACGCUUCACUUGUGGAGAUAUGCCGAUGUUUUCCAUCCGACUUACCGGAACCUGACACUCGAGUUCUUUAGUACUCUUGAGUUCCGUCCGAAUGCUUCUGGAUCUGAUUCUUUGACCUUUCGGAUGCUAGGGACCCGUCGGGUCAUUGGCAAUAAAUCCCUUGAGACAGUUUUGGGACUUACGGAUGACGGCUUCUCGACAGUAUUCGGUAUGUCUAUGGCUAGUUUCUGGCCCGAACUCUCUCCCGACACUGUGUGGGACCCACAAGGCAUGCCUAACAGCCUCAUCGAGCACGGUGCGAUUGCCAUUAUGCACAAGUUCUUGUGCUAUGGUCUCCUUGGCAAAAAGGAGGCCAAUAAGGUCACGCAGGUUGACCUUUCCGUGCUCUGGGCCAUGAUCGGGCGUGCGGAUCUGAAUGUGCGCAAGUAUCUGAAGGAGGAGUUUCGGGCAGUGCUUCGAAAUAAGAGGGCAGCUGCCUGUUUCGGUCACGUGGUGACAGCUUUCGCUCUCAAUCUCGGUGUCGAUCCGACGGCUUCGGGCAGUCCUCCUGUUCAGAUGCGGCGCAUUGACGUAUUUGAGCUUCACCAUUCGGGUUUGAUCUUCGACCGACGCACUUUCGUGGUCUAUGAGCAGCGCCAGGACUACUCCACGUACAUGAGGAAGUUGGAGGCUGCUGCUUCCGCUGCACAGACGAGCUCAUCUCGUCCUCAGCAGGCGACCGACGAUACUCAUCAGGCGGAUGAGAUGGACCAUGAUCAGACCGUUCUCGACGAUAGUCGUCUUCUUCUGCCUCCCUCUGGUUGGCAGCCUGCCCCUAAGCCUGACAUACAGCUGAACAAGGAAAGAGAAGCAGGAAGAGUAUUUAUUGGGUGGAGCGAGGGCAAGAUUGUGUUCGCGCCCACAUACAAGUAUUCCCACAAUUCUGAUUCAUAUGCUGGUGAGACCACCAAGUCCAAGAAGAAAAGGAGGACCCCUGCAUG